Fusarium falciforme is the source of this 1140-nucleotide messenger RNA. RefSeq lists its product as hypothetical. The record is from RefSeq and is a predicted model, not a curated record. The transcript is spliced from 3 exons. The coding region runs from base 1 to 1140 and encodes 379 amino acids. Lineage: Eukaryota; Fungi; Ascomycota; Sordariomycetes; Hypocreales; Nectriaceae.
AUGAUGGCUGCCGACCCUCAAGCGCAAUCCAAGUUCAUUACUCGGCUGCCGUACGACAUUCGAGCAGCCAUCUACAAAGAGCUCUGGCCAUCCUGGACUCCCCGCCAGCACGUCGUCUGGCACAUCUACCCAGAAGCCGAUGAGACGAAAUCGCACCUUCACCGGGAGCCCUGCGUUUCCCGGUUCCAGCCACAUGAUGAGCUGCAAGCCGAGAUUGAGGCUCUGAGGCAAGAGAAGCAGGUCCCCUUGGGGGAACCCCUCAACGACCCCGCUUAUCGCCGACGACUUGAGAGCUGCUGGAUGAACCACUGGAAAUGCGGCGAGCGGCUUGACAAGGAGCUUGGGGAAGAAACAAACUUCUUCUACAACACGUCGAUAGGGGGAUGUUGGUGCGACAAGAAGCCCAAGCGGGAUCGAGACACCUACUUGCCAAUGCUGCUAUCAUGCAAGUUCAUCUCCGAGGACUGUCUUAGAUUUCUGUAUUCGACAACCACGUUCGUCUUUACAGACAUGCUGGCCCUGCAGUCCUUUGUCGGUCACUGUCAGCCGCCUCACGCAUCAACGCCCUACAAGCACCUCAACCCCGUAAUCCCCGAGGCCUUUCGCAAGUACGCUCUCAACUUUGAGGUGUCUCUGUUUCUGGAUUUCCAGCUGCAUCUCAUGUGCUCUGUCUUGGACGAGGAUUGGGCCGAUUACAAUGAGAUGUUCAAAUUCUUGCAAGAGGAGGAUGCACUCGAACCUGUGUGCAGCGCGGAUCCUCAUAAUCCCUUUGAUUUCCACUGGCUUCACCUGGAAAGCUUCGAGAAUCUUCGGAGCGUCAAGAUCUGGGUCGCAGGUCGCAGGGAAGGCGGGAUGUUCUCGGCAGUGCGACUUGGUAUCCCCAUUAACAAGGUUGGAGUGGAUGCUCUAACCAAGUCCCUCUCAACUGCCCAAAAGUCGAAUUUGAUCGUCCUUAGCACGCAUCUAGAUGACGAUAUAGAGCCAGAAGAUGGAUAUGUUCAAGGGACUGCGGAUAAUUCAGGUGCUCAAAUCUGGAGGCGAGGGGCUGGCGACCGGUUCCAUCCUGGGCCUCGUUUGACCGUGGCUCUCUCCGAUGGUCCGAUAGAGACAUCAGAAAUAAGAGUACUUCACCUUGACUAG